GCCUGGCGCUGAGCGGCGGCGGCGGCGGCCGAGACGCGGGCAUGGCGGGCGCCGGCGGCGAAGCCCGCUUCGCGGGGCUGUCGCUGGUGCAGCUCAACGAGCUGCUGGAGGACGAGGGGCGGCUGGCGGACAUGGUGCAGGGGAUGGAGGAGACACAGACUGUGCAGCUCAACAAAGAAAUGACGCUGGCCAGCAACCGCAGCCUGGCGGAGGAGAACCUGCUGUAUCAGCCCCAGCUGGACACUCGCAAAGCGUGCCUGACCCAAAAGUACCAGGAACUCCAGGCUCUCUUCGAAGCUUACCAGAUAAAGAAGACCAAACUGGAUAAACAGUCUAGUAGUGCUUCCUUGGAGACUCUUCUUGCACUUCUUCAAGCGGAAGGGGCCAAGAUCGAGGAAGACACUGAGAACAUGGCUGAGAAGUUUCUGGAUGGAGAGCUCCCCCUCGACGCCUUCAUUGACGUCUACCAGAGCCAGCGCAAGCUGGCGCACGUGCGGCGGGUGAAAGUGGAGAAGCUGCAGGAGCUGGUGAUGCGGGCGCCGAGGCUCCCGCAGGCCCCGGCGCCCCUGCCCCGCGUGCCCGAGCCCGCCCCGGCCGCCCCGCUGCCCUACGCCGGCCUCCAGGACGGUGCGCCCGCGGGCGCCGCGCCCCGCCGCCUGCCCCCGCCACCGCCCGCGCCCGCGGGACGCCUGGCCGCGCCGCUCCCCGCCGCGCCCUACCCGGGGCUCCCUGGCCCGCCUCUGCCGCCCCGCGUGGGGCUCCCCGCCCCGCAGGGCUUCCCUGCCCAGCUUGGGUCGCCCUACCCGCCGGCACUCCCGCAGAGGCCGCCGCCCCGCCUGCCGCCGCCCCAGCCCGGCUUCAUCCUCCAGUGAGCCCGGCUCGCCGCCCGCGCCCCUCAGGCUGUAGGUCCGGGUGAGUAGAGGUAGAGGUAGAGGCCCAGCGUGCGCCGAGGGAGCUGCGUGGCCGGGGUCCAAGUCCCACACGGUCUGCGAACUCGCGGUUGGGGAGAGGUCGUCCGCUCCACCCCGGGCCGCGUCUCUGGCCACAGCUUGUCUCAUGAGCAUGGUUAAUUCUCUUUUCAUGUUAAAAGCGCCGCUGCAGCCCUGGCUGGGGCUGGUGUGUGCCAGCGGCCUGUGUGUGCCAGCGGCCUGUGUGCGCCAGCGGCCUGGCCUGGUGCGCAGCGGAGCCAUGUGCAUGCGGCCUGUGUGUGCCAGCGGCCUGGCCUGGUGCGCAGCGGCCUGGCCUGUGUGUGUCAGAGGCCUGUGUGUGCCAGGGGCCUGGCCUGGUGCUCAGCAGUGCUGUGUGCGUGCGGGCAGAGCCCCGCGGACACCUCCCUCCCGGCCGCCCUGGGCUCUCGUGGAGCCCGCGGGAGGAGGCAGCGCGAGCUGGACGCCCAGCGCCGUCCUGCCUUUGUGAAGACCCCACUGUGCUGUGCGUUCGCUUAGCGCAGCUGUUUUCUGUGGGAAGAGACUCCUUUUGCUUACGGCCAUUCAGGGAAACUUUUUAAAGCACGCGACCGACUGUUUCGAGCAGACUGGAAUGCAAGCAUGCCCGGUGCCCCGCAGGCGCCUGUGCUGUGCCUUAGAUUCACCGGUGCCCGCCAGGUGCUGGCUCCACGGCCCACAGGCCGAGCGGGGCGGGCCCACGCUCCUGGAAGCGGAAGUCCUCCUCUGCCCCCUCCCACCAGGACACGCUCUGCCUCUGGUGCACGGGCGGCCGGGGCUCCGGGUGGGUGUCGAGGGUUUGGAGGAGGGCCCCCACUCCACGGGACCACAGCUCCCCUCCCUGCCCGGAGCCGGGUGCACAAUUGGAGGGCCCGGCCUGGGGUGGGGGGGGGGGGAUGCUAUACCCGUCCAGCUAGGCCCCGCCCUCGCCCAUCACCUGCCAGCCCGACAGGGCCAGGUGUGUGAUGGGCCACCAGCUGGCUGCCACCCAGGAACACAGCUGAUCCUGGGCUUGUCCCAGAGGCCAUGGGCAGGGCCGUCGGCCUUUGUCCCCUGCUCCUGCGCACACCCUGCGCCUGGACGUGAACUCUGACGGUGUGAGGAAACCAAGCCGUUUGUGACACUCCACUGCCAUGCAAUCAAAUGGGUGUGCUACGUUCUGCAUCUCAGGGGGGCAGUGCCACCUCUGCUCCGUCCACUGCCGGCCGCACGCCACGGCCAAAGCCAGCGCGGUGUGGAUGAGACUGCCGCGCAGGCCGCGUCUGCCGCUGGCCGCCAAGCUGUCAGCCCUUUUGAAUAAAUGGAGAAUUGGUA
Messenger RNA from Dipodomys spectabilis (banner-tailed kangaroo rat), 2258 nucleotides. It is a transcript of the gene Vps37b, whose product is annotated as VPS37B subunit of ESCRT-I. The transcript has 4 exons. Gene Ontology annotation, cellular component: ESCRT I complex. The record is from RefSeq and is a predicted model, not a curated record. Lineage: Eukaryota; Metazoa; Chordata; Mammalia; Rodentia; Heteromyidae. Gene Ontology annotation, biological process: protein targeting to vacuole; protein targeting to membrane; ubiquitin-dependent protein catabolic process via the multivesicular body sorting pathway. The coding region runs from base 42 to 872 and encodes 276 amino acids.